AAUGUCACCUUGUGUUGGUUUUGGUUUGUUUACAAAAAUUCAGAUUUCUUCUUUUGCAAGAACUUUCUUGAAUUGAAGUAACUUUUUGUAAAUUUGAAAAGUGAUCUAUCUCAAAUUUUUCACUUUUUAUCAUGUUACCUCGACACUUGCAGGUGACUUUGAGAACUCAUGCUCAGAAAGUCUGUAGUUUAUACAAGAGGGCUGUUAGAAACGAAUGGAGUAAAUAUGAUGAUAGGUGGGAGUACCGAUACCAUGCUGUACUUAUGAGAGCGAGAUUUGAUGAGCAUAAAGAUGAGAAAGACUUACGGAAAGCUAAAAAGCUUCUGGAAGAUGGGGAAAAAGAAUUAGCUGCCAAUAUGCAUUAUCAACCUCGUAAAUUUUCAUAUUCACCUGGUGGCAUAAAUUACGGCAGAGAUGUUCCAACUCCUGAUUGGGUCUUGGACUAUUGGCACCCUUUGGAAAAAGCUCAAUAUCCUGAAUAUUUUGCCCGUCGUGAGCAAAGGAAAUUAGACUACAUUGAACGCUGGGAAAGAAAAUAUGGGAAACCUGCAGAAACUGAUCAUUGAAGGGGUUUUAAGAAGAACAUUUCACAGAUUCACAAAAAGAUGCUUUAUUUACAUGUGAAUUAAUUGUACAAUUUGACACAAACAUGAUUUAAAACUGAACACUAGGAAAUAAAUGCAUUGUUGUAGACUA
This is a messenger RNA of Uloborus diversus, 696 nucleotides long. It is a transcript of the gene ND-B22, whose product is annotated as NADH dehydrogenase [ubiquinone] 1 beta subcomplex subunit 9-like. Bases 132 to 566 code for a protein of 144 amino acids. The record is from RefSeq and is a predicted model, not a curated record. Gene Ontology annotation, biological process: mitochondrial electron transport, NADH to ubiquinone. The transcript is spliced from 5 exons. Lineage: Eukaryota; Metazoa; Arthropoda; Arachnida; Araneae; Uloboridae.